AUGAAGUUCUCCACCACUCUGAUUGCUCUCGUUGCUGCCGGCCUCGCCAGCGCCCAGCUUCCCGAUGUUCCCCCUUGCUCGCUGAACUGCUUCGUCAGCGCUCUGACCAGCGACGGCUGCUCCGAGCUCCUCGACUUCGAGUGCCACUGCCAGAAGACCGAGCUUGUCAGCAGCAUCACCCCCUGUGUUGAGAAGGCUUGCGAGUUCAAGGACCAAGUCGCCGUCUCCAACGCCGUCACCGACCAGUGCAAGUCUGCCGGCCACCCCAUCUCGAUCCCUCCCAUCGAGUCUGAGAAGACCACCACCGCCGUUGAGACCACCACUGCCGUCGAGACUACCACUGCUGUCGAGACCACUACCGCUGUCGAGACCACCACUGCCGUUGAGACCAGCACCCCCGUCCCUGAGCCCACCGACACUGUCAUCACCACUGGCACUCCCGUCCCCACUGCCUCCUCCUCCGGUGUCGUCACCUCCACCCCUCUCGUGACCAAGACCGGCUCUGCCACCCAGUCUUCCGCCUCGCCCAGCUACACUGGCGCUGCUUCCAACGUCAAGGGUAACUUGGCCGGUGUUGCUGCUUUCGCCGCCGCUGCCGCCUACGUCCUGUAA
This is a messenger RNA of Penicillium bovifimosum, 612 nucleotides long. RefSeq names its product CFEM domain-containing protein. The coding region runs from base 1 to 612 and encodes 203 amino acids. The record is from RefSeq and is a predicted model, not a curated record. Lineage: Eukaryota; Fungi; Ascomycota; Eurotiomycetes; Eurotiales; Aspergillaceae. The transcript has 3 exons.